GUAGGUUUAUUUUAUAUUCAUAUACAACUUCUAAGCAUAAUUUGCUAACUUUUGAUAAUUGUGACAGUUGAUUCAAGAUGGUUGACUUCUCAACAGCAAAAUUCAUUUAUUUCGUCUUUCUUUUUCUUGUGGAUACUGUUGCAGAAUUAGACUCUUCAAAAUUCUACAUCGAAAUUGGUUUGGACAACGCUGCAAUUUGUAAUCCAUUAAAUGAAAAAGUCGAAACUGUGGAAAUUCUAAAGAAAAACAAGAAUUCUGCUAUUAUGGUAAAACCUUCACAUAUUUUUGAUAGUUGGCAAGUUAUGUACAACAAACAUUGUAAAUUCAAAAUUAAAGCAACUAAAGGGGAAAGCCUAUUUGCUGUUAUUCAAAGAAUGUCACUUCGAGGCAAUGGAUCGGAAUGUUUGGAUUAUGUCAGAUUUAUAAAAGAAAAUGGUAAUGAAUCAGAUAAGUAUUGUGGCGAAUUAGAAAAUGAUAAUGGUUAUAAACGUUAUAUAACAAAUAUGAAUAUAGAUUAUCAGAAAAGAAUAGAAUAUGCAGAAAAAAAGUUUGAGGAAAAUAGUGAACAAGGAAAAAUAACAACUGAAAUAUAUAUUUCAAGGCAGCCAUUAAUUUCAGGACAGUCACUUGACUUAAUAAUUAUAUAUACUCCUUAUAAACAAAAUAAAGACUGUAAGAAUUUAGAACCUAAAACACAUUUUUGGUCAAGUUCAACAUCUGUAUGUAUUAAUGACAAUUUUAUUUGUGAUGGUUUUAUAAAUUGUGCUAGUUCAAUAUGCUUUGAUGAAAGUAAUUGUACCAAUAUUGAAAAUCAGAUAGUGAGUGAUGGAACUGGAACUAAAGUGACUGUCAGUGCUGUGACUACUAUAUUUCUGUGCUUUAUUAUAUUUAUCAUGUGCUUAUGGAUUUGUAGAAGGCACAAAAAAUUCUGUUGGUCACCUGAUUGUGCAGGACCAUCUAGUAUAAUAAGUAUAUCUGGAUUACCAAUGGAACAUGGUGAACACAGUAUUUCCAAUUUACCUAAUGCACCAUAUAUACCUACAACUUCUACGUUAGAAGUAGCUGUUUCAUUACCUGUUCAAGAUAAAGAUUUACCACCAAGUUAUAAUUCAUUAUUUCCUUCUCAAUCUCAAACUAAUGCUCUCAAUUCAUAA
Messenger RNA from Ceratosolen solmsi marchali, 1154 nucleotides. RefSeq lists its product as uncharacterized. The record is from RefSeq and is a predicted model, not a curated record. The coding region runs from base 78 to 1154 and encodes 358 amino acids. NCBI's taxonomy places the organism in Eukaryota, Metazoa, Arthropoda, Insecta, Hymenoptera, Agaonidae. The transcript has 4 exons.